Vitis vinifera (wine grape) is the source of this 1897-nucleotide messenger RNA. Its product is annotated as probable leucine-rich repeat receptor-like serine/threonine-protein kinase At3g14840. The transcript has 7 exons. The record is from RefSeq and is a predicted model, not a curated record. Lineage: Eukaryota; Viridiplantae; Streptophyta; Magnoliopsida; Vitales; Vitaceae. Gene Ontology annotation, molecular function: protein kinase activity; ATP binding. Gene Ontology annotation, biological process: protein phosphorylation.
AGACAAAUCACUUCCUCAUUUACCCACAAUGAAACAUUACUCUCUUUCUACAUCCUCCUUCUUUUGUCUAUAUAUUAAAUAGAAAUCUUGAGACAUGGGAAAUGGGUCUUUACUAGAGUAGAAUUCCACACAAAACCCAUCUCUGUUUCUCUCUCUUGGGGAGCUUGAGAUUGAGAAAUGGGUUCAUGGGUUCAGGGUGUUUUGUUCAUUUUUGUUGUUGUUGUUGUCUGUAUUGGAAAUGCGGUUGGGAGUGGGGAGAAGUGUGAUUUUUUUCAAGGGAUAUGGGUUAGGGAUGAGACAUAUCCUCUGUACAAGGCGGAGGAAUGCCCAUUCAUAGAGAGGGAGUUCAAUUGCCAGAGGAAUGUGCGUAUGGAUGAUUUGCAUCUCAAGUUCAGAUGGCAGCCCCAGGGCUGUGCUUUGCAGAGAUUUUAUACCUCCUUCCAGAAAUGGCAGUACUAGUAUAUCUGUGAGCGUUGUGGUUGGCAUUGUGGCUGGAGUCAUUCUUCUUAUCUUCCUGGUUAUCGGUAUCCUUUGGUGGAGAGGCUGCCUAAGGCGCAAAGAUACAUUGGAACAAGAUUUAAAGGGUCUAGAUCAGCACACUGGUUUGUUUACCCUAAGGCAAAUUAAGGCUGCCACAAACAACUUGGAUGCUGCCAACAAAAUUGGAGAAGUUGGAUUUGGUUCUAUUUACAAGGGCCUCUUAUCGGAUGGCACCGUAAUUGCAGUGAAGCAGCUUUCUUCCAAGUCAAAACAAGGAAACCGUGAGUUUGUGAAUGAGAUAGGCAUGAUUUCUGCUCUUCAACAUCCUCAUCUUGUGAAGCUCUAUGGCUGUUGUAUAGAAGGAAAUCAGUUGUUGCUGAUAUAUGAGUAAAUGGAGAAUAACAGCCUCGCUCGUGCUUUGUUUGGCCCCGAAGAAUGUCAAUUACAAUUGGAUUGGCCAACUAGGCACAGGAUCUGUGUUGGCAUAGCAAGAGUGUUGGCUUAUCUUCAUGAAGAAUCAAGGCUGAAGAUCAUCCACCUAGACAUCAAGGCCACAAAUGUGCUGCUUGAUAAGAAUCUUAACCCCAAAAUAUCUGACUUUGGUUUGGCCAAACUUGAUGAAGAGGAUAACACCCACAUUAGCACCCGGAAUGCUGGUGCAUUUGGAUAUAUGGCACCUGAAUAUGCAUUUCGGGGCUAUUUAACUGACAAAGCAGAUGUUUACAGUUUUGGAAUUGUUGCCUUGGAAAUUGUCAGUGGAAGAAGAAACACUACUUAUAGGCCAAAAGAGGAAUGCAUCUAUCUUCUUGAUUGGGCACUCUCAUUAAAAGGGGAGGGGAAUUUGAUGGAUCUAGUUGACCCCAGAUUGGGCUCAGACUUCAACAAGGAAGAGGUCUUGGCGAUGAUCAACAUAGCUCUCUUGAGCACAAAGGUCUCUCCAGCAGUCAGGCCAGCUAUGUCAUCAGUUGUGAGCAUGCUUGAAGGCAGAACCACUGUUCAGGACAUUGUUUCUGAUCCCAGUGUUCCUAGUGAUGACUUAAAGCUCGAGGAGAUGAAGGAGCAUUAUUACUACACCCAAGAAAAGAUCAUGGGUGUGAGCGAGAGCAUGCCAGACAGGCCAUGGACUGCUUCUUUAUCCAUCCCUGAUCUCUACCCAGUCACCUUGGAUUUUGAAUAUUGGGAGAACAGAGAUUAAAUGUUGGUUUUCAAUUCUUCUUUAUGUUCUUCUUUGACACCAUUUAUGUAGGUGGGUGGAUAGUAUUUCUUUGAAUUUGUAAAUAUUUUCAUGUCCUGUAAUCCAUACGGUUUUACAGAAAAAAGUUAUCAAUUUUAUCAAAGAUGUAUGUUUGGGAUAUAUGUUUCUGAGUUGUGUAUGAAAGAAAGGCUUGUUCAUCAAUCUAUGAAGCAUUUGUGCUCA